Hemibagrus wyckioides is the source of this 1982-nucleotide messenger RNA. Its product is annotated as kynurenine 3-monooxygenase. The transcript is spliced from 15 exons. The record is from RefSeq and is a predicted model, not a curated record. Gene Ontology annotation, molecular function: kynurenine 3-monooxygenase activity; FAD binding; NAD(P)H oxidase H2O2-forming activity. Gene Ontology annotation, cellular component: mitochondrial outer membrane. Gene Ontology annotation, biological process: quinolinate biosynthetic process; NAD+ metabolic process; L-tryptophan catabolic process. Lineage: Eukaryota; Metazoa; Chordata; Actinopteri; Siluriformes; Bagridae. The coding region runs from base 99 to 1520 and encodes 473 amino acids.
UGAACACACACAACCUUGAUUUUACUUUCUUGUUAACAGGUUGUGGAUAUCUACUGAUACAGCAAGUUCUUUUCUGAGGUUAAGGUAUCUGUAGCAACAUGGAUCAUUUAAGCAUGAAGAAUAAAUCGGCCACCAAGAAAAAAGUAGCUAUAGUAGGAGGCGGCUUGGUUGGUGGCUUACAUGCAUGCUUCCUUGCAAAAAGAGGAUUUGAGGUUGCAGUGUUUGAAUCUCGAGAAGAUAUUCGCAGUGCUAAAGUAGUAAAGGGCAGGAGCAUAAAUCUCGCUCUCUCUCAUAGGGGACGCCAAGCUUUAAAACAUGUUGGAAUGGAAGACAAGAUUGUUUCCAAGGGCAUCCCGAUGCAUGCUCGUAUGAUCCACAAUGUGAAUGGAAAACGUUCUCCGAUACCUUAUGGAAAGAAAGGUCAGUACAUCCUUUCUGUAGGCAGAGCCAACCUCAAUAAGGAGCUACUAACAGCGGCUGAAGCAUAUCCAAACACACAACUGAACUUUAACCAUAAACUGCUUGACUGGAGUCCAGAAACAAGGACCAUGACCUUUCUUGGGCCUGAUGGUGCUGAAAAGGAGAUCCAGGCAGAUCUCAUAGUGGGCUGUGAUGGUGCCUUCUCUGCCACAAGGAAGCAGUUUUUACGCCGCAGUCGCUUUAAUUACAGCCAGACCUACAUCCCACAUGGAUACCUGGAGCUCACUAUGCCUCAGAGAAAUGGUGAUUUUGCAAUGGAGCCCAAUUUUCUUCACAUCUGGCCCAGGAACACGUUUAUGAUGAUUGCUCUCCCGAACAUGGACAAGACCUUCACCUGCACCCUCUUCAUGCCAUUUGAGGAAUUUGAGAAGAUUGCCACAGACGAUGAGCUGCUGAGCUUCUUUCAGAAAUACUUCCCAGAUUCCAUCCCACUCUUAGGAGUUGAUUCUCUGAAGAGGGACUUUUUCCGACUGCCCGCUCAGGCCAUGGUGUCAGUGAAGUGCUGUCCUUAUCAUGUGAACGACAAAUGUGUCUUAAUGGGAGACGCUGCUCAUGCUGUGGUGCCAUUUUAUGGCCAGGGAAUGAAUGCAGGCUUUGAGGACUGCCUUGUUUUUGAUGAGAUUCUCGAUCGGUUUAAUGAAGAUUUUUCUGCAGUUCUCCCAGAGUACUCACGAGUCCGUGUACCUGAUGACCAUGCCAUAGCUGAUUUGGCGAUGUACAAUUAUAUAGAGAUGCGAGCACAUGUAAACUCCAAGUACUUUCUGUUCCGUAAAUAUCUGGACAACGCACUCCAUUUUAUCAUGCCGAGAACAAUAAUCCCAUUGUACACAAUGGUCACCUUUACACGAACCCGCUACCAUGAAGCAGUGAUCCGUUGGAAAUGGCAGAACAAGGUGAUUCGUCAGGGCAUGUUGCUUUUUGGGACAGUGUCUACAGUGGGAGCGACUUAUCUCCUAAUUAGAUACAUUCCCAAAAAGCCCAGCAUCGCUAUGGAGCAGCUAUGGAGCAGAGUUCUCGCCCUCAAAUGGCUGCAAAAGUAAGAUUCACCAAGACAACAUGGAAGAUAUUUCAGGAUGUCUCUGUCAUACCCAAUUUCAAUGAAUACUUUGAGAUCCUGUGAUUUCCUUUAAAUUCCAUUAAAAUUUAAUGUCAGCAAAUCAUUGCUACCAUUAGAUCCUGAUGGUGUUUAAGAAGGUUUUGUCUGAACAGAAGCAAGAGGGUUGGAUUGGGUUUAAUCUUGGUGAAUAACAGUAAUUCUUAUUCGAAUAAUUAAUAAUUAGAGAAAUAAUGUCACGAUUUUCAGACCAGACAUGUCUCUCAGACUCAAAGAAAUGAUAAAUAUACAUUUUUAAACUUUUUAAUGCCAUGAAUAAGCAGAGUUGGCUGUUGUGGUUAAGGUUAAAGCUCUUUCUUAAUGACUAGGAAGCUGGUGAGUUCAAAUUCCUGAGCUUUUUAAGAGACACCAUCAAGCCCUUGAGCAAGACCCUUAAUAUUUAUAUAAU